Messenger RNA from Penaeus indicus, 1230 nucleotides. Its product is annotated as ankyrin repeat and protein kinase domain-containing protein 1-like. The transcript has 9 exons. NCBI's taxonomy places the organism in Eukaryota, Metazoa, Arthropoda, Malacostraca, Decapoda, Penaeidae. The record is from RefSeq and is a predicted model, not a curated record. Bases 99 to 1229 code for a protein of 376 amino acids. Gene Ontology annotation, molecular function: protein binding. Gene Ontology annotation, cellular component: ciliary inversin compartment. Gene Ontology annotation, biological process: protein localization to ciliary inversin compartment.
CUCGUCUUAACGGCAACGGGGUUAAUAUUUUUUUCUUCCAUCUUCCUGGGUCCUAGAACGAAGGAAAGAGCGAAAUCCGUGACAAGAAAAUAGUAACAAUGCUUAUUGAUGCUAUCAAAGAGGGCGACUGUCGAGGGAUCGCAGCAGCCCUGGGCAGAGGAGAUCAGCCUGAUGGCAACCCAACACAGGGAAAGAAACCGAUACAUUAUGCUACUGAAAGCGGGUCGACGGACGCCGUUGCGCUGCUUUGUGACAGGGGUGCCAACCUGGAAGUAGGGGAUACCGAAAACCAGGGAAGAAAGCCGUUACAUAUCGCAGUCCAGAAUGGGAAUUUUGAAAUUGUACAAACACUGCUUGAAAGAGGAGCCGACCCAAAUGCCAAGGACGAUGCAGGGAAAACACCUCUCAUCAUCGCUGCUAAUCGCAAUGCAGGUCAUAUUGCAAAAUUGUUAUUGGACAAAGGAGCGGACGUCAACAUCAAGGAUUCAAACAAUCUCUCGGCGCUGGGCAGGGCCAUACAAUGCACUUCCGAAACAGUCGUCCAACACUUACUGGACAAAGGGGCUUCAGUCGACGAGAAAGACGCAGGAGGCGGCGGUCUCAUGCACCAGGCCGCGCAGAUCGGGUCCUGUUAUAUUCUCGAGAUCCUUAAGGGCAAAGGAUGCGAGGUGGACGGCCGCGACCAGGAUCAGUGCACGCCCCUGCAUUGCGCUGCAGAGUACGGCAACCUGGCAGCCGUGAAGUGGUUCGUCGAGAAUGGUUCAGAUCUCAGCGCGGUCGACAAGAACAACCUGACGCCGAUCCAGAAGGCGCAGAAGGAGGAAUUCGUGGACGUGGUCUAUUGGCUGCGGGGGUAUGAGGACAACGAAGGCAUGAUGAAAAUCGUUAAAGCCCUGAGAAGGGGAGAUAUGAGAGCGAUUGAAGACAAAAUCAGCGAGGGAUUCGAUGUCAACUCUGUCUUUCAGGAAGAAAAUAAUAAAGACUGGAGUCCACUGCACAUUGUUGCUGAUGAGGGACACACGUCUAUCGUUGCCUCUCUACUAAACAAUGGAGCUAAUGUCGACUGUAAGAAUAGUGAAGGUUUAACGCCUCUCCACCUGGCCGCCUGGGGAGGGCACACGGAUUUCGUCAAGAUAUUAAUCGCAAACAACUGCGACGCUCAGGCAACAACUAAUGAAGGUAAUGGCAUUUUGAACAUUCACAAACUGCUUGUUACAAAACAGCUGUAGU